AUGGAUUCCAGGGGAAAAGCGGUCAUAGCUGGAGGGGAUAAUCAUGUGGAUACCUUUAGUGAUGCUGACGUUGAUGCCUUGUUUAUCCGAGCAAAUCUGCCAGCAUUUUCUAGAGGACUGAACCUGAUUGUGGGUGAAGACUUGAUUCAGGAGAUGGAGGAGCUGUUGGGUGUGCUGGAAUGCACAGAGGAACAAAAGGUGAGGUUUGCCACCUUUAAACUGGCAGGGGAAGUAAGGAGAUGGUGGAGAUCGGCUAAGUUGGUGGAGGAACAACGUCCAGGAUACUUCCUUAUUGCCACCAAAGACGUGAAGGCAGAGGAAUUUCUUCAUUUGACCCAAAGGCCCAAGAAUGUGCAACAGUAUGCGGUCAGGUUUUUGGAGCUAUCCUAUUUCGCUCUGCAUAUGGUCUCAGAUGAGCCGAAGAAGGCUCGGAUGUUUAAGAGAGGUCUGAGGCAGAGUGUGCAGUCACAGGUGGUGGCAUUACUAAUGCAGAGUUUCACAGAUCUGGUGGACAGGGCCAUGGCAAUUGAGGCCAGUAUUUAG
Messenger RNA from Malania oleifera, 543 nucleotides. RefSeq lists its product as uncharacterized. The transcript has 3 exons. The record is from RefSeq and is a predicted model, not a curated record. NCBI's taxonomy places the organism in Eukaryota, Viridiplantae, Streptophyta, Magnoliopsida, Santalales, Ximeniaceae. The coding region runs from base 1 to 543 and encodes 180 amino acids.